AGCAUCGAAGACAACCGAGAUGAUGAAGUUACAGACGACGCAAAAGAGGAUUCAAUGGAUAUAGCCGGUGAAGCAGAACCCAGCAAUGUUACUAUCUGCUCGAGAAGGAAAAAUAGUCAAGUGCAUGAAAUACGUAAGGCCACUCCAAAUCAGUUUCCUUUCAUAGUGGCAAUAAUGUCACCUCGGAACGAAUACGUGUGUGCUGGCUCUUUAGUCUCCAAUGGCUUAAUUCUUACGUCUGCACAAUGCACGGAUUCUAUUAGCUAUGUCCUAGUAAAUACCACGAGUGAAAGAAAAACUAACGACACUAUCUCGCUGCAUAUUAUUAAAAAUGAAAAAUUUCCAACAUACACUGGAACCAAAUCAUUGAAAGACGUAGCUCUUAUAUAUACCGAAAAACAUAACAAUACAAUUGCAUCAAAAAUAAAAGUUAGCAAUUACACAAACUCACAAUCAUUGGGCGAUUUAGAAGCUGUUGGCUUUGGCUUAAACGUUGACAUUGGACAAUUAAAAGAACUACAAUAUGUCGGUGUAGACCCGAGGGAGUGGAGUGGAGACAAAUUAAUUGCUUAUAUCGAUUGUAUUGAUACGAAGGUUCCUACCUGUUUUAGAGACAAAGGUGGACCUCUAAUAUUUAACAAUGAACUAGUUGGUAUUAUAAGUACAGGUCAAAAAGAAUGUACGAAUGAAAUUGUAUCGAGUUAUGCUAUUAACAAAAAAAUUUUAGAAGGACUGCCAACAUAUACCUUUAAAGCUUGGCUUGACGAGAAAAUUGCUAUGAAUAUUGAAAAAGCCGAAGAACAGUUGGAGACCUUUCCAAAGAAACCUUUACUGCGUGAAGCUUCAGUUCAUGUUAUGACUAGUGGCGCACGGUCAAAGAAAUGUACUGUCAUAUCUGUUUUAAUAUUGUUGUGUUUAAAAUUAGACUAA
This is a messenger RNA of Melitaea cinxia (Glanville fritillary), 930 nucleotides long. RefSeq names its product thrombin-like enzyme elegaxobin-1. The transcript has a single exon. Gene Ontology annotation, molecular function: serine-type endopeptidase activity. Gene Ontology annotation, biological process: proteolysis. The annotation marks the transcript as partial. The record is from RefSeq and is a predicted model, not a curated record. Lineage: Eukaryota; Metazoa; Arthropoda; Insecta; Lepidoptera; Nymphalidae.